UUCAACUUUAAUACCAAACAAAUAAUUUUCUCUUAACAAGAAAAAAAAAAAUCAAAUUAUCCUCAGAAUUAUCUAAAACAAAAAACAAUCGCACAAACUCUUUACAAAAACUGUGGUCUCCGGUUUUUCCACUUUUCUUCGUCAGCUGUUUUUCCCUGCAGAAAUCCACCGCAGAAAUCCAUGGCGAACACAAUCCCAUAGGCCCAAUCAGCUAAAGGCGCUACCUUUAUGCCAAAAAAAAAAUGGAAUCUUGCGCACGACGUCGUUUAUCUCUCCUUUAUUCCCAUAUCAACCCACCUUCAGAACCCACAACGCUGCCCGCUCGCCUUGUUGCUUCAGCUUGCGCUGUGGAUGCCAAUGGAGGGCACGCAGUUGAAAGGGGGCACAAUGAUUGUGUGUUUUGCAAGAUUAUUCGCGGCGAAGCUCCUGCUCUCAAGUUAUAUGAAGAUGAUGAGUGCCUGUGCAUUUUGGAUACUUAUCCUUUAUGCCAUGGGCAUUCUCUCAUUAUUCCAAAGUGUCAUUUCCCUUCACUGGAUGCAACUCCUCCAUCAAUUAUUGGGGCUAUGUGUUCGAAAGUGCCUUUAAUUAGCAAUGCAGUCAUGAAAGCUACUGGCUGUGAUUCAUUCAACUUGCUAGUCAACAACGGUGCAGCUGCAGGUCAAGUCAUAUAUCAUACCCACAUCCACAUAAUCCCGCGUAAAGCACACGAUUGCUUAUGGACUUCUGAGCAGUCUUUACGAAGAGGCCCUUUGAAGCUAGAUCAAGAGGCCUCACAGCUUGUUAAUCGGAUUCGUGAAAGCUUGGUGUUUGUCGAUCACUAUCAAGAUAGCAAAGGUACUCAAUCAUCGAGUCUUGUCGAGAAUUAGUUAGAUUAUUCGAUUUCUGUUUGUAUUUUUUUUUUUUUUGU
Molecule: messenger RNA, 907 nt
Organism: Striga asiatica
Lineage: Eukaryota; Viridiplantae; Streptophyta; Magnoliopsida; Lamiales; Orobanchaceae
Source: the annotation of a GenBank genome assembly